AUCAUUUUGGCUCAAGCGUUCGCGCGGCCGCGCCUCCUUCCUCCUCGCGGGCCCGAGGGAUGACGCAGCCUAGUGGGGCUUUCGCGCCGCAGCCCGCCGCCGCCAGCCUGGUGGAGGCGGCCGUGCGCGGCGCCAUGCUGGGCGGAGCGCCGAGCCGCGCUGUCGCGCCCGUCGCGCGGUCCGCAGUCUCGGCUGUCUUGUUCAGGACGGCCGGGGCUCCCGCGCCACGUGCGGACGGUGGCGUUCGCGCAGCUCCCGACGUUGCCCCUCCCGACCCUCGCCCCGCUGGUCGCGCUGGCGCCGCGGCCGCCGACCCCGCGGCGCGCGCCGCGAAGCGUCGGCGGCGCCGCCAGCGCCGCGCGGCGAGGGAGGCGGCGGGCGGUCCGUCUGUUGCCGACAUGGAGGCGGGGCAGGAUGACGAGGUCUUUGCUGGCGUGGCCCCUGUGGGGCCCGCAGCCGCUGCGGGGGCUGGCGGCGCCGCGGGGGCGGCUGCCGUUGGCGGGGGCGGAGUCUUCGAUGACGAACGGGCCGAUGGCCUCGUUCUUGGUGCUGUUGCAGGGCGGCGCGUCGCCGCUCGCGUCGCUGCCGCGGUGGCAGCGGCGUCUGGCGGGGCGGCGACCGCGAACCGCGACGAGAUGGCGACGGCGCUGGGCGGCGCUGCUGCUGCCUUUGCUGCCGCCGGCGCCGCUGCUGCCCUCGCCGGCCCCGGGGCCGACGCGGGGGGCGUCGGGCGGAGGCGGGUCCUCUUGGCGCCGGCGCCGGCCAUCAUCGGCCCCGACAGGCGGCGGCCGCCUUCGCGGCCCUUCGGCUCACCAGGUCGCUUCCUUUGGCCCUGGUGCGUGCUAGUAAGGCCAGUCGGCUCUCCAGGCCGCCUCUUCCUUCUUCUGGAUGGCCCCGGUGUCUGCCGCGCGCGAGCCUCGUGCUUGUUCCCUCUCAUUCUCUGCCUAAUAUGGGCUGAGAGAGGUCCAGCAGGUCGCCCUGCUGGAGCGCGCUGCGCCGCCUGCCACACAGCUCGUGCAUUUCAGGCAGCGAAGGCGUUGAGGUCAAAAUUUGUUUUGGCAUGUAUCCCUGACCAGGCAGUUCUACCCGCGCCUCGUGGUCGACGCUCCCGCUCUGUUUUUCAGACGAUGAUUUCGCUGAUGUUGGCAUCCCUUUUCCCGCCCUUCUGACGCGCUUGGUGGCCGUUUGAGAUCCCUCAGCAGUCCCGUCGGUUUGGGGCUGACCGCAAAAGCCUCGGGCAUCAGCCCAAGCAUUGUUAGUCCAGAGUUGGAGGCCCCUGUCACACAAGAUGUCGCCCAUCUGAUUCGCAAGCCCAGCCCAGCAACGCAGCGAACACUGAUCUACCAGCUCGGCUGGCCAACCUUGCCUAGCUUGCAUUUGGGGUUCACGACUAGUGCGUGACCCCGCUUCUUUCGGAUUGCCUGCACGGCAGAUUCACCUUGUCCAGUUGACCGGUGGGGCCCCCAAUCCAGGACGCGGCUUCCUUUCAUACGAAGCAGCCACUUCACUUUAAGGACAGCAAGCCGAGCCUACGCAGCACGCCGUACAUGUUGAACAGGCAGCCGACAGGCUAGCUCCAUUCCGUUUUCGUCUCGUCUUCCUCUCUCUUCUCCGACUUUAUCUUGACCGACCAAGCUACUUAGGUUGGACCCUAUCCGUCCCUAGGGACCGCGCCGUGCCAACUGAUGCGGACUUCCGACAUCCCGCACAUACCUCGGGCGCACAGCGUUUCUGAACUCUUCGCGUUCGGUUGCCCACGGCCCUACUCUCUCAAUUAUUACCUACUGCUGCUAUUUGCGUACCCGGCCUUGUUCUUUGACGGCCAUUCGUACCGAGUGCAACCCAAUUAUGCAAAUGUCUAGCCACUUUCUUGGUCGUGGGAAUUGCACGCGAUCGCCUGCUCCUCAGCAGCACCUUUAAAGCAGCUGUUUUCCAAGAGUCUCAGACACCAUGUCUCUUGCACUCAUGCUCGGGGUGGCCGCCCAAGAGUUGCGCCGCUUGCACCUCGUUUCGCUUUUCGCCAGGUCAUAUUGCCGAUGCUAAGUAUGGAUACAAGGAUGAUGGAUGG
Prorocentrum cordatum is the source of this 2068-nucleotide messenger RNA. The record is from the annotation of a GenBank genome assembly. NCBI's taxonomy places the organism in Eukaryota, Dinophyceae, Prorocentrales, Prorocentraceae.